This is a messenger RNA of Penicillium soppii, 1440 nucleotides long. RefSeq names its product ankyrin repeat domain-containing protein. NCBI's taxonomy places the organism in Eukaryota, Fungi, Ascomycota, Eurotiomycetes, Eurotiales, Aspergillaceae. The coding region runs from base 1 to 1440 and encodes 479 amino acids. Gene Ontology annotation, molecular function: protein binding. The record is from RefSeq and is a predicted model, not a curated record. The transcript is spliced from 2 exons.
AUGCUCCAUCUUGAAACUCUUGAGCCAAUUAGUGACAACGAAGAGGAGGAUCAAGAGCCUAGCAUACAGGACACACAACAGAAGAGGAGCUGCAAUGAUGAUUCAGAUGAUGAGAGGAAUAAUGAUCAAAGUAAGCAAGUGCAGCGUAAGCGAUCAAAGAAACGAUUAUCUGAAUCUCUUGAUGAAGAUGACGAUGACCUUCCAGAAAUGCCAAUAGAUGAGAGCAUGCUGGGACGGUCAGGACGAAUUCGAAAGCAGCCUAGGUUACCUGAUGGAUUUCAGAUUGAUUUAAGCCAGACGCCGCUACACUGGGCGGCCCAGUACGGGCGCGAGGCGGUCGCGCGGCAGCUACUAGACGCGGGCGCUAAUAAGGACGCUAAAGACUCGAAUAGCUAUACGCCGCUACACUGGGCGGCCCAGGGUGGGCGCGAGGCGGUCACGCGGCAGCUACUCAACGUAGGCGCCGACAAGGACGCUAAAGACUCGAAUAGCCAGACGCCGCUACAUAGGGCCGCCGAGGGCGGGUACGAGGCGGUCGCGCGGCAGCUGCUAGACGCGGGCGUCGAUAAGGACGCUAAAGACUCGAAUAGCCAGACGCCGCUACACUGGGCGGCCCAGGGCGGGCAUAAGGCGGUCGCGCGGCAGCUGCUAGACGCGGGCGUCGAUAAGGAUGCCCAAGACUCGAGAAACUGCACGCCGCUACAUAAGGCGGCCCAGUAUGGGCGCGAGUCGGUCACGCGGCAGCUACUCGACGUGGGCGCUGACAAGGACGCUAAAGACUCGAAUAGCUAUACGCCGCUACACUGGGCGGCCCAGGGCGGGGACGAGGAGGUCGUGUGGCAGCUGCUAGACGCGGGCGUCGAUAAGGAUGCCCAAGACUCGAGAAACUGCACGCCGCUACAUAAGGCGGCCCAGUACGGGCAUAAGGCGGUCGCGCGGCAGCUACUCGACGUGGGCGCCGACAAGGACGCUAAAGACUCGAAUAGCUAUACGCCGCUACACUGGGCGGCCCAGGGCGGGCAUAAGGCGGUCGGGCGGCAGCUGCUAGAUGCGGGCGUCGAUAAGGAUGCCCAAGACUCGAGAAACUGCACGCCGCUACAUAAGGCGGCCCAGUACGGGCAUAAGGCGGUCGCGCGGCAGCUACUCGACGUGGGCGCCGACAAGGACGCUAAAGACUCGAAUAGCUAUACGCCGCUACACUGGGCGGCCCAGGGCGGGCAUAAGGCGGUCGCGCGGCAGCUGCUAGACGCGGGCGUCGAUAAGGAUGCCCAAGACUCGAAAAAUUGCACGCCGCUACAUAAGGCGGCCCAGUACGGGCAUGAGGCGGUCGCGCGGCAGCUGCUAGACGCGGGCGCUAAUGCUAAUAGCUACACGCCGCCACGCAGGGACAUGUUCUCCAAUUAUACCUCGAAUGUUACGGACAUAACAUACACCAAUUGA